Molecule: messenger RNA, 1311 nt
Organism: Kazachstania africana CBS 2517
Lineage: Eukaryota; Fungi; Ascomycota; Saccharomycetes; Saccharomycetales; Saccharomycetaceae
Gene: LTV1
Product: ribosome biogenesis protein LTV1
Exons: 1
Coding region: 1-1311 (436 amino acids)
Biological process (GO): ribosomal small subunit biogenesis; ribosomal small subunit export from nucleus
Cellular component (GO): preribosome, small subunit precursor; cytosol; nucleus
Source: RefSeq, a predicted model, not a curated record
AUGUCCAAACGGUUCAGCAAGCAGAACGCACAGAAGUACGUGGUGGUGCACAGACCACACGAUGACCCACAUUUCUAUGAUGAAGGCGCGUCGAAGCAUAUCUUGGUUCCUGUGGACGAUCCUAAUGCGAAGAAGCAGUCUGGUGUUCCUGCUACGGUGAAAGUGGAGCCAAAGGGCGAGAACAAGCAUGUGGGGGAAGCUGCUUUGUAUGGUAUCGAGUUUGAUGACUCGAAGUACGAUUAUACGCAGCAUUUGAGGCCCAUGGGUGUGAAUGCAGACUCCGUUUUCAUUCCUGCUAAAGCAGAAACCGCAGGUGGUAAGAAGAAGAAUAUUGACGACUUGUUCGUGGAGCCAGAAUACAAGGAAACCGAUGGUGUGAAGCCCAAGUCUGUGUUUGUGAGAGGCGUAGCUGAUCCUGAGUAUUUGAAACAUCAACAGGACGUUUCUGAAGAUAUUACGGGGUUCAGGCCGAAUAUGGAUCCAGCUCUUAGAGAAGUCCUUGAAGCAUUGGAAGACGACGCAUAUGUGGUGAAUGACGAUAUCGUUGUGGCCUCCAAGAAGCCUGCCGAUGCUGAAGAAGAAGAAGACGAAGAUGACGUGUUUGCCGAAUUGUUGCAAGGUGGUGAGGUUGCUGAUGAAGAUGAAGUCGACGAAUGGGAUAUUGAUAAUUUUGAAGAUUACGAGGAUGAAACGUACUUGAAAGAAAUGGAACAGUUUGAUAAUCUGGAAAACUUGGACGAUUUGCAGAAUAUCGACUACCAGGCAGAUGUCAGAAGAUUCCAAAUGCAAUCGAAGGGAGAUAUGGACCUACAAUCUGAAAAUGAAUUCAAUGACGAGGAAGAAGAAGAAGAAAACGACAUGUUGGGAGAACUACCGACCAUAAAAACCAACCAGAAGAGCAAGAAGAAGCAGCGUCGCAAGAAAGGUGCCAUGUCCGACAUCUCUGGGUUCUCCAUGAGUUCCAGUGCCAUCGCAAGAACGGAAACCAUGACUGUACUUGACGAUCACUACGACCAGAUCAUAACCGGCUACGAAAACUAUGAAGAAGAGCAAGAAGAAGAAGAAGACAACUAUAAACCUUUCAACAUGGAGAAUGAACGUUCUGAUUUCGAAUCCAUGCUAGAUGAUUUCCUCGACAACUACGAACUGGAGAAAGGUGGCCGGAAAUUGGUCAAAAAGAACCCAGAAGUUCAGAGAAUGAAGGACGCUGCUGAUGAAGUCUCCAAGGGUAAACUCUCGAUGAAAAGAAACCGUGAGCGUCAAAAGCAGGUGGAUAAUUUGACCAACUCUUUAAGUAGUUUAAAGUUUUAA